GUCAGUGUGUGUUAGUUAGCGAGUGUGUCAGUGAGUGAGCUGCUGGCGUGAUGCGGCGCUGGUUGCGGGCAGGGCAGGGGCCGGGGGAAGGGGAGGGGGAGGCGGAGAUGUUGGGGACGGUGGCAGGGGGGCUGGAGAGCCUGUACCGCCGCUGGCUGCUGCCCCUGGAGGAGCAUCACAAUUUCCAGGCUUUCCACUCGCCAUCGCUUGACUCUGCCGACUUCACCAACAAGCCCAUGGUUCUCGUCGUUGGGCAGUACUCUACUGGCAAAACCAGCUUCAUCAGAUACCUCCUGGACCAGGACUUCCCGGGGAUGCGAAUUGGACCGGAGCCGACCACAGACUCCUUCAUUGCGGUGAUGUACGGGGACGAGGGCAUCAUCCCAGGGAAUGCUCUUGUGGCCGAUCCCAAGAAACCCUUCCGGAAGCUGAACAGUUUUGGAAAUGCUUUCCUAAACAGGUUUAUGUGUGCUCAGCUCCCAAACCAGGUUCUGAAGAGCAUCACCAUCAUCGACACUCCCGGCAUCCUGUCCGGGGAGAAACAGCGCAUCAGCAGAGGCUACGACUUUGCUGAGGUCCUGGGGUGGUUUGCUGAACGGGUUGACCGUAUCAUUUUGCUGUUUGAUGCUCACAAGCUGGACAUAUCGGAUGAGUUCUCCGAGGCGAUCCGGGCUCUGCGAGGCAACGAUGACAAGGUUCGCGUUGUGCUGAAUAAGGCUGAUCAGGUGGACACGCAGCAGCUGAUGAGGGUGUAUGGCGCCAUGAUGUGGUCGCUCGGCAAAGUGGUGGACACGCCCGAGGUGGCUCGUGUCUACAUCGGCUCCUUCUGGUCCUGCCCACUGCACAUCACGCACAACCGCAAGCUCUUCGAGAUGGAGGCCCAGGACCUCUUCGCGGACAUCCAGAGUCUCCCCCGCAACGCUGCCCUGCGCAAACUCAACGAUCUCAUCAAGCGAGCCAGGCUAGCAAAGGUUCACGCCUACAUCAUUGACUACUUGAAGAAGGAGAUGCCAGCGGUCUUCGGGAAAGAAGCUAAGAAAAAGGAAAUGAUCAAAAAUCUUUCCGAGGUUUACAUUGCCCUGCAGCGGGAGCACAAUAUCUCCGUGGGAGAUUUCCCCAAUGUCAGCAAAAUGCAGGGUGCGUUGCAGACCUACGACUUUAGCCGGUUGCGGGCUGUGAGACCCAAGCUGCUGGAGGGGGUUGACCAAAUGUUGGCCAGGGAUAUGGCCCCACUGCUGAGCCAGCUCCGGGAGGAAGCAGGCCAGGGACCGGAGCCGGUAGUCAGCGGUGGGGCCUUCAACGGCCACCAGGACGGACCCUUCACCGAGGGCUACGGCGAGGGCACAGGCGCCGGAGCCGACGAGAGCGAGUGGGUGGUGGCCAGGGACAAGCCCAAGUACGAUGAGAUUUUCUACACUCUCUCGCCCGUCAACGGCAAAAUCAGCGGCAACAACGCUAAGAGGGAGUUGGUGAAAUCCAAGUUACCAAACACGGUGCUGGGCAAGGUGUGGGUACUGUGCGACUGUGACCAGGACGGCUGGCUGGACGAGGAGGAGUUUGCGCUGGCUUGUCACCUGAUAAAGAUCAAACUGGAGGGCUAUGAUUUGCCCAGCGAGCUGCCACCACACCUGGUGCCCCCAUCCCACAGGAAACCCCCCCACCCCAGAUACUAG
This is a messenger RNA of Callorhinchus milii (elephant shark), 1673 nucleotides long. RefSeq names its product EH domain-containing protein 4. Gene Ontology annotation, cellular component: cytoplasm; plasma membrane. Lineage: Eukaryota; Metazoa; Chordata; Chondrichthyes; Chimaeriformes; Callorhinchidae. The record is from RefSeq and is a predicted model, not a curated record. The transcript is spliced from 6 exons. The coding region runs from base 51 to 1673 and encodes 540 amino acids. Gene Ontology annotation, molecular function: calcium ion binding; protein binding; GTP binding. Gene Ontology annotation, biological process: endocytosis; endosomal transport.